This is a messenger RNA of Lytechinus pictus (painted urchin), 1534 nucleotides long. Its product is annotated as placenta-specific gene 8 protein-like. Bases 215 to 583 code for a protein of 122 amino acids. The transcript has 5 exons. The record is from RefSeq and is a predicted model, not a curated record. Lineage: Eukaryota; Metazoa; Echinodermata; Echinoidea; Temnopleuroida; Toxopneustidae.
AACUUACAAAUUCCGAGACAGAUUUGGGCCGUUCUUAAAUGAUUGCCACUUGCUCUGGCAACUGCUCAGGCUACUUCAACUUGAUUGAGCUGUUAUUCUGUAUGUAUAUAUUAUGAGGAAGAUCUGAGGACAACUGACAGUAAAAAUACCGUCUGCCAGACGAUCGGGGACUGCAUCUUUAGAAUUAUAUCAUUGACCACAACCAUCUGUCACCAUGACAACCACGAUAGUUACAACUCAACCGAUGUUGCCGACUAUAUCUUCAACUCGAUAUGCUGUUGAACGAGACUGGCAUAGCGGAAUAUUUGGCUGUUGCUCCAACAUUGUCUCAUGUCUCAGCGGAUACUUUUGUACCUGUUGCUAUGGCAUGUAUGUUGCAACACGUCUUGAAGAGAAUUGCCUGUUACCCAUCUGUCUGCCAGUCUGUUACAUUAUCCCACUACGAACCAAGAUUCGAACUGAGAAUCGUAUUAGGGGUUCCAUUUGCGAAGAUUGUCUGGUUGGCUGUUUUUGCCACAUGUGCGCCAUUUGUCAGAUACAUCGAGAAAACAUCUAUGCAAAGAAGGGUCGAGUGCUCACAUAAACACAAAACACCUAAUAAGGUGUUCAUUUGGUGUAAGGGCAUUGGCUUAUGUUACAAACUAUAAAAGCUAUGUAGUUUCAAAUUGAAAAUUCCCAUUCUGUAAAAUAUUAGUGUUAUUCAAAUAAUGAUUGACUGUUUAUAAAGUUCAUUGCUAAUUAUUUUGAUAGGAGAGUUUCGGCGGAUAUUCCCUUGAAUAUGAACGACAUAAUGAACGACCCGUUUAGAGUUAAUAAGGCUAAUAUUACACAAAUAGUAUCUAUUUGCUGCAUAAUUAUCAGGUAUGCUGUACUGUUAUGACUUUUUUUUCAACAUUCUUUAAACCAAAUUGGUUGGUUGCCAAAUAGCUAAAGAUUUUAAGAUAGUGAAUGACUGCAAAAAAUAUGAACUGUCGGAUAUCAUUGACACAUAAAAUAAAAUGCUACAAGAACACAGCCAUGUGGGCGUGACUAUAAGCUUUUGUGUGUAUGUAAAUCAAUGAUCAUCUACAUGAUGUAAUGUAUAUGUAAGCUAUUCUGGAAAACAUGCCCCUCGUUUCAUGUUCGUAUUAUAGGAAUGUGAUUCCAGCACCAAUUAUAUUAUAAAUGUACAAAAAUAAAUAUUUGCCGAGCAGGAAUCCACAACGGAUGUUAGUAUGCCACAUAAAAUCAUGUCAAAUAAUGUAAUAAAAAAAAUGAAUAGUAUUGUUAGUCAUUAAUCAAUGAGAUAUACAUAAAAGUAUAUUGAAAAGUAUAAUGAAAAAGACAUUUUUUCGUUAUAACUGUUUUCUUGAUAAAUGUAUAUGGGUGUGUGCAUUGUAAAUUCAAGAAAGAAGGAAAUAAUUAUUAAAAUGUAAAAUGUUUUGCGUUUCCAUUACUUGUUAGAUAAUAUUCGCAACGCGAUGUUAGAGGGCGUAUUUUAUAGCCCUCGCUUACCCAUCCACUUUAUGAUUGAAAUAAAAUAUUAUUAUACUGA